This is a messenger RNA of Nymphaea colorata (pocket water lily), 1563 nucleotides long. RefSeq names its product probable RNA methyltransferase At5g51130. Gene Ontology annotation, molecular function: snRNA binding; RNA methyltransferase activity; S-adenosylmethionine-dependent methyltransferase activity. The coding region runs from base 568 to 1359 and encodes 263 amino acids. Gene Ontology annotation, biological process: snRNA modification. The record is from RefSeq and is a predicted model, not a curated record. The transcript is spliced from 8 exons. NCBI's taxonomy places the organism in Eukaryota, Viridiplantae, Streptophyta, Magnoliopsida, Nymphaeales, Nymphaeaceae.
AUUCAUUAAUCAAAUUAGAUGGGAAUCUUUUACGUUAACUAGUGCAUCGGUGACACAACAUAUUCUCUUUUCAUGUCCAUUAUGAACUUACACUCUGGAGAAGCGCAAGAUGGAACGACUUGAUAAGGGGUUAUGAAAGGAUUUUUUGUUUUCUGGUUCUAACUUAUGUUUAUUCUUAGUGUGAACGAUAUUGAUGCGUGUCAGACUCGAGUGCAACCGACAUGACAUCUUCCAAUUAGGGAAUCGCCGAUUUAAGUAAUAUAAGUCGGUUAAACCCUGUCUCGACUUGUUUUGAAAUAAAAACAAUAAUAAAUAAUUAACUUAAAAAUAAUUUAAAGUGGCUGGUAUAUAUUGUUGACUUCAUUCUGAGGCGUACGACGACAAGGAGGUUCCGGAGACGAGACAAAUGACAAAACGUGCUUAUGUGUGCGGUUGUGUGUAAUUCUUGGAAUAAUGGAAUGACUUUCUCCAAAUUACCUUGCUAUUAAACGGCAUAGACAGCCGUUCCCUCCCGCUGCCGCCGUCACCUCCUCCUCUUCUCUCUCACACAGACACUCUUCAGGAGCGAUGCCAGACGAGGAAAAGCAGGAGAUUAAGAAGAGAAAACAGGGUCCCGGGUUCAUCUAUGGGAAUUACAAUCGGUAUUACGGCUACCGAGUCAACAACAAAUCAAAAGAAGAUCCUAGACUGAGCGUGAUGAAGAGGGAAUGGUUUGAAAACAAGGACUGCCUUGAUAUUGGAUGCAAUGAAGGUGUGAUUACUAUUGAUAUAGCACAGAAGUUCUCUUGCCGAAGAAUCCUUGGAGUAGAUAUUGAUAAUAGUUUAGUGGCAAUGGCAUGGAGAAACCUUAAAAUAGUGGCAUCAGCAUCAGACAACUGUCAAAAAGAUGCAGCAGGAUUGCAGAAUUUUCCUAAUGGUUCGUCUGAUGGUAAGAAAAAGCCAUCUGUUUCCAGGAGAAGGGGCUUGUUAGAGAAAGUUUCAUUUGAAUCAGGAAACUUUUUGGAGGAUUUGUGUCCUGGCAAAGAGAAGUACGAUACCAUUCUUUGUUUGAGUGUUACAAAGUGGAUCCACCUAAAUUGGGGGGAUGAUGGACUGACGACAUUAUUUUCCAAGAUUUGGCAAUUACUUCGACCGGGUGGCAUUCUUUUGUUGGAGCCCCAACCUUGGAAGUCAUAUGAGAGCAAACGUCGUGUAUCGGAGGUGACAUCGUCGUAUUUUGGUUCAAUAAGAUUCAGCCCGGAUCUCUUCCCCGACAUUCUUCUUGACAAGAUAGGCUUCAGGACAAUGGAGACUAUUAGCAACAACUUACCAGGUACAGUUGCUGGAUUCAACCGACCAAUUUAUAUUUAUACCAAGUGAAUUAACAUGUAAAAGAGUGCUAAAAGCCUAAAAAAAAGUUUCAACCCUCCCUUAUGUAAAUGAAAAAAUUUUGUUUAUUUUUCUCUCCAGACGACAGUGGGCGUUCAUUUUGUUCCACCAUUUUUUUUGUGAAUCUUAUUGCUAAAAGUGGAAAUUUGAUAUCUGUUAUUCAUCAAUCGCCAGUGAAUAUAAUUUCUUUCUGCA